Messenger RNA from Sphaerulina musiva SO2202, 2539 nucleotides. RefSeq names its product DEAD-domain-containing protein. The record is from RefSeq and is a predicted model, not a curated record. The transcript has a single exon. Lineage: Eukaryota; Fungi; Ascomycota; Dothideomycetes; Mycosphaerellales; Mycosphaerellaceae. Gene Ontology annotation, cellular component: nucleus. Bases 26 to 2539 code for a protein of 837 amino acids. Gene Ontology annotation, biological process: rRNA processing. Gene Ontology annotation, molecular function: RNA helicase activity; ATP binding; nucleic acid binding.
UCAGAAUCGACGCUCAACCUGCACCAUGGUUCCCGUACGGACUGGUCGCACACGCCCGACGAAACCGAAAAAAGCGGCACGAGGACAGAAGAGAAAGCGAGAGGAUGUCGACGUAGAGGCUUUGGAAAGUGCAGUGCAGGAACUCGAUCCGAAGGCGAAAUAUGAUACUUUCACCGACUUGCCAUUGUCCGAACCGACCAAGAUAGGCUUGAAGGCCGCUCACUUCAGUACCCUCACCGAUAUCCAGGCGAAAGCCAUCCCACUGGCGCUCCAAGGCCGAGAUAUCCUGGGAGCAGCCAAGACAGGAAGCGGCAAGACGCUGGCCUUUCUCGUUCCUGUGCUGGAGAACCUGUACCGAGCACAAUGUGUGGGUGGCGAUGCGGGACUCGGCGCUCUGAUUAUCACACCUACGAGGGAGCUGGCGAUCCAGAUCUUCGAGGUGCUGCGGAAGGUGGGUGGGAAAGGACAUCUCUUCUCGGCUGGGCUCGUGAUUGGCGGUAAGAGCGUGCGAGACGAGGCAGAUGCGUUGCUGAGGAUGAACAUAUUGGUAUGCACGCCGGGGCGCAUCAAGCAGCAUUUGGAACAGACUGCGGGCUUCAACGCGGACAACCUGCGAAUGCUCGUGAUGGACGAAGCAGAUCGAAUCAUGGACUUGGGCUUCCAGCACGCUGUAGAUGCCAUCAUUGAAUACCUCCCCAAGGAUAGGCAGACCAUGCUGUUUAGUGCCACACAGAGCAAGCGAGUGUCGGAUCUGGCGCGACUGUCGCUGAAAGAGCCCGAGUACAUCUCGGUGCAUGAGACUGCUGCUUCAGCAACUCCCAAGACUUUGCAGCAAAACUAUGUCAUUACUCCUCUGGCUGAGAAGCUCGAUACGCUCUGGUCCUUCAUACAGUCGGCGAAAAAGUCCAAGAUCAUUGUAUUCCUGUCCGCCACCAAGCAAGUACGAUUCGUGUUCGAAGCUUUCCGCCAUAUGCAGCCCGGUAUCCCACUGUUGCAUCUCUACGGACGAAUGAAAGAGACGACACGGCUCGAGACGACGGAGAAGUUUUCACGCGCGCAGCAUAGCUGUCUGUUCACCACCGAUGUCGUGGCACGUGGUCUGGACUUUCCGGCGGUAGACUGGGUCGUGCAAGUCGACUGCCCCGAAGAUGCGGACACUUACAUUCAUCGAGUCGGUCGCACUGCGCGAUACGAGCGCGAAGGUCGCGCAGUGCUGUUCCUCGACCCCAGCGAAGAGGAAGGCAUGCUUACACGACUGGAGCAGAAGAAGAUUCCGAUCGAACGCAUCAACGUACGGCAGAAGAAGCAGCAAAGCAUCAAGGACCAGUUACAGAACAUGUGCUUUCAGGACCCUCACGUGAAGCAGCUCGCCCAGAAGGCAUUUAUCGCGUACACCAAGAGCAUCCACAUCCAAAAGGACAAGGAAGUGUUUAAUUUGCAAAAAUACAAGCUCGAUGAGUGGGCGGCUAGUAUGGGUCUCCCUGGUGCACCCCGCAUCAAGUUUUUAAAUGCAGACCCAGAAGCGCAAAGACGCAAGAAGAACGAGUCACGUCAAGCACUGUUCCGGGCCUCUGACGACGAUGACGAGGAGGACGACGAUGAAGACGAUGAAGACGAGCAGGACAACAAGAAGCAGAAGAAGAACGGAGUGCGCACCAAGUACGACCGCAUGUUCGAGCGACAAAACCAGGAUAUCCUGGCAGAGCACAACAGGAAGCUUGUUCGCCAGGACGAAGACGACAUGCAUCGACUGGAUGGAGAACAAAUGUCUGAUGAUGAGCUCUUCUCGGUCAAGCGCCGCAUAGCAGCAGACGAAGUGCGGUCUGGUGAAGACGAGGAAGAUGAUGAAGGCGAAGGUGAAGGUGAAGAAGAAGCAGACACUACCACGGGGGUCAGGAGUGUCCUCAUCCCUGGAGCCAAGACGCCUCUGGUGCUCGACUCGAAGCGGCGCGAGAAGUUGCUCAAGUCGAAGAAGAAGCUGACCAAGCUCAAGGACAAGGGCCAGAAAUUGGUGUUUGACGAUGAUGGCAAUGCACAGCAGGUGUAUGAGCUCGAGAAUGAAGAAGGGUUCCGAGCUCAGGGCGAAGCGGAAGAACAAAGGAGGAAGUUCUUGGAGAAGGAAGCGGAGCGUGCCGAGAAGGCUGAUGUAGAGGACAAGGCGCUCGCGAAAGAGAAGCGUAGAGCCAAAAUGCAGAAGCGGAAGGAGAAGGAGAAGGAGGAGAGGGCGGCAGCGAAUGCGCCCGAGAAUAGUGAUGAUGAAAGCGAGGGUAGUGGUGGUGGACUCGAGGACGCGAGAGAAGAGUUUGCAAAGUUCUUGAACGACACACGAGAAAGUGAUGAAAGCGCCGAUGAGAGUGAGGAGGAGGAGGAGGAGGAGGAGGAGGAGGAGGAGAGGGCGCAAAAGAAACAGAAGACGGAAAAGAAAAAGGUGAAAUGGUUCCAGGAAAAGGGCAAGAGAACGGAUAUGGAGCAGCAGGAGAUGGAGAUUGAAUCAUUUGGAGACUUGGAGGCGGCAGCAGCAGCAGCUUUGCAGAGUUAA